Molecule: messenger RNA, 625 nt
Organism: Juglans microcarpa x Juglans regia
Lineage: Eukaryota; Viridiplantae; Streptophyta; Magnoliopsida; Fagales; Juglandaceae
Product: probable prefoldin subunit 4
Exons: 3
Coding region: 99-479 (126 amino acids)
Biological process (GO): protein folding
Cellular component (GO): cytoplasm; prefoldin complex
Source: RefSeq, a predicted model, not a curated record
AACCAUGGAAUGGGUCUGGGUCGUGUGGAGUUUGCAAUGGCACCGAGCUUCUACAAGACACCGAUAUUCUUCAAGCUUCUCAAAUCAAACUAACAAACAUGCAGCAGGAUGGGAGUUCUGAGACGGAGGUGACUUGGGAAGACCAGCAGAACAUCAACAAGUUUGGAAGAUUAAACAACCGCUUUCACGAGCUCGAGGAUGAGAUCAAAAUCGCCAAGGAAACGAAUGAUAAUCUGGAGGAUGCUAGCAACGAAUUGAUUCUCACUGAUGAAGAGGUGGUUCGGUUCCAACUGGGAGAAGUCUUUGCCCAUGUCCCGAAGGAAGGAGUGGAGAGCAGGAUAGAACAGAUGAAAGAGGUGACAAGCAAGAACUUGGAAAAACACGAGGAAGAAAGGGAUUCAAUUCUUGCACAGAUGGCCGAUUUGAAAAAGAUUUUGUAUGGGAAGUUCAAGGACUCCAUUAAUCUAGAGGAGGAUUGAUACGGAUGAGAGUUGCAACUUCUGUCAAUUUGGUUGGCAAGUUAUUAGGGAAAAUGACUUUCAGCAGAUUCUGAUGCUUGGAUAUUGCAGUCGUCUUCACCACCAAUGGCUUUGAUCUCCUGCGAGGAAAAGGCUCAAAAGAGCUU